AUGUACCGAGCGCUGAGUGCAAUCGUCUUCUUUGCCGGUCUUGCAAAUGCCUGCCAGAAGGACUGGGAUGCGCUUGCACGCCGCUCGCAUCACCAUCAAGAGCAUAAUCGCCAUGCCAAACGUACUGAAGUCGAGUAUCCACCCUCACUGAGCGAGACAGAGUCUAUCUUGGUGAACUCCUUCGACAACACGUCUAUCUCGGAGUGGAGCUACUACUACACACAUGGUGAUCAUUUAGGUUCGCACAAUAAGAGCAUGGCUGAGUGGACUGCACAAAAGUGGAGAGAUGCAGGUCUCGAUGCCUGGCUUGAGGAGUUUCCGAUCUGGGUGACGUACCCUGAGGCAUGUACGCGCGAAGACUUUCAGGUCUUGAUGGAUGCGGGCAUCGAGUUGAAAGGCAAGAUUGCCCUGGCAAACUAUGGCGGCAUCUAUCGUGGCACCAAGGUCAAGAACGCUCAGGACAAUAAUAUGGCAGGUUGUGUUAUCUUCACGGACCCUCUCGACGACGGUGAAGUGACCGAAGAGAAUGGCUAUGAAGUGUACCCUAACGGUCCAGCGCGCAAUCCGUCAUCGAUACAACGAGGCAGCGUCAGGUUCUCUUCACUCUAUUCUGGAGAUCCAACUACUGUUGGGUGGGCUUCUUCAUGGAACUCGUCACGAGGAGAUACCAAACCAUAUAACCCUUCAAUCCCAUCGAUUCCCUUGAGUAUGAAAGAUGCUCUCCCACUGCUUACAGCUCUAGAGGGUAAUGGCGUUUCCGCUGAAAAGGCGAAUCGCAGCGGCUGGCAAGGCGGUUUCAGCAAUAUCACGUACGACUCUGGUCCAACUCCGGGUGCCUUGGUCAACAUUGAUCACCUGAUGCAAGGCUACAUUGCACCUGUUUGGGAUGUCAUUGGUGUGAUCAACGGUACGAGUCCGGAUGAAGUAGUGGUCGUGGGAAAUCACCGUGAUGCGUGGGUCAUCGGCGGAGCAGCCGACCCCAACUCCGGCAGUGCUAUCCUCGUUGAGCUUGCGAAUGCCUUCGGGAAGCUCCUCGCAAAGGGGUGGAAGCCAAAACGGACGAUCUACAUUACUGAUUCGCCGGUCAGUAUUCUAGGCUCCUGGGAUGCUGAAGAGUUCGGUCUCCAAGGCUCUACCGAGUGGGUCGAAACUCACCUCCCAUGGCUUCAAACCACCACGGUCGCCUACCUGAACAUCGAUGUGGGAGUUUCAGGUCCACGCACAAACUUCGACGGAUCUGGCGAGAUACAGACCUUCGUGGUGGAGCAAAUGAAGAAGAUACUUUAUCCCGAAGGAUAUGGGGACUUUGCGACACUCUACGAUAUGUGGUUCAAUAGCACCAAAGGUACCAUUUCGCCGCUAGGAAGUGGCAGCGAUUACGCGAGUUUCUACCAGAAUGGUAUCGCAGCUAUCGAUAUUGGUAGCAGCAACGGGAAGAAGGAUCCGGUGUACCACUACCACUCCAAUUACGAUUCCUAUCACUGGAUGUCUACCUUCGGUGAUCCCGGCUUCAAGAUUCAUACCACAAUGGGGCAAUUCCUGACCCUGAUUGUCUAUCACAUUGCUGACGAUCCACUCAUCCCAUGGGACCUUCCCCAUGCUGCUACAGUGCUCUCGUCUUACUUGUCCGAGCUAAACGAAACGGUCAUUACCUCGAAUUCUCCCGAUCUAGACCUCACACCCCUCGCAGAAGCCAUCGCAGAAUUCACCACACAAGCUGAGCGUAUCAGUAAGAUUGGCCAGCAGGCGCUUGCGUUCAAUGAUACAAAUAUGCUGGGCGUGGUAAACAGCAAAUAUCGCGAUUUCCCGAGAGGCUUUGCGAGUGCGGGAGGCCUGCCAGGCCGAGAAACCUUCAAGAAUAUCAUAAGUGCGCCUGGAAUUGAUAAUGGAUAUGGUGCGGAUGUUUUCCCCGCGGUAACGGACAACAUAAAUGGAGGCAAUCAGACGGCUGCGGAGGAAUGGAUUGAGAAAAGCGCGGAGGCGGUGUUGAGAGCUGCGGAGAUACUGAGGAUCACAGACUGA
Messenger RNA from Didymosphaeria variabile, 2022 nucleotides. RefSeq lists its product as uncharacterized. Lineage: Eukaryota; Fungi; Ascomycota; Dothideomycetes; Pleosporales; Didymosphaeriaceae. Gene Ontology annotation, molecular function: carboxypeptidase activity. The coding region runs from base 1 to 2022 and encodes 673 amino acids. The transcript is spliced from 5 exons. The record is from RefSeq and is a predicted model, not a curated record.